Messenger RNA from Penicillium griseofulvum, 750 nucleotides. RefSeq lists its product as uncharacterized. The transcript has a single exon. The record is from RefSeq and is a predicted model, not a curated record. Lineage: Eukaryota; Fungi; Ascomycota; Eurotiomycetes; Eurotiales; Aspergillaceae. Bases 1 to 750 code for a protein of 249 amino acids.
AUGGCGGGACGGGCCGCGAUGCGAACCCCUGAACCGCCCGACCGCGACGAACGCGGAGACUCACCACCGCGACUGUCGAGACCGAAACGCACCACCAGACCACCAAGAAACUACGCUCAAGAACAAGAGAUCGACAAUGAACAGAGGAAGACGCGACCCCAGCAAAAGAAGAGAAUUGAAUCCGAAUCUCAGCCUGACGUGGCAACUUCGGACGACUCCGCGACCGAGAGCGACGACCUCGAUGUCAGCAAUUUGGUAAAGGAGCUGGUUAAACUCAGGGAAGAGAUCCGACGGCGAGAUGAGCUGCAUAGAGAAGAACUCCAGAAGGUCCAAGAAGAGUUUCGGAAAGCUAAGGAGGAAUUUAGCGUCGCCCUUGCAGGAGUUCGAUACGAGCUACAGACCCUGAUAGAUAGCCCCACGACACCGCAAUCCUACCCCGAGGCAUGCUCUCCGAACCACUAUGAUGAGAUUCUUCGUGAAAUACAAUCCUUGCGCGAGGAGAUCAGCGUUCCCGCUCCCACGGGAUCUCCGUCGUAUGCAGAUAUCGCCCGUACACCCCCGCUUAGCCACCCAAGCAAUAUACGGAGUCUCUCGACAUCGAACACAACACUAACUACGUUUACCGACACAUUGUACUGCACAAUCGACACCUCGGAGAUGGCAGCAAAUGAAAACGAGAGGAUGUCCGCAGGCCCAAUUCGGGUGGCGGUUAAGACAGAGAUUCGGGCGAUGGAAGGCCACACGCACUAG